AUGGCUGUUGGCAAGAACAAGAGAUUGUCCAAGGGCAAGAAGGGUCUCAAGAAGAAGACCGUCGACCCCUUCUCCCGCAAGGACUGGUACGGCAUCAAGGCUCCUGCGCCUUUCAACGUCCGAGAUGUCGGCAAGACUCUUGUCAACCGGACCACCGGUCUCAAGAACGCCAACGACUCCCUGAAGGGCCGUAUCGUUGAGGUGUCCCUGGCCGACCUGCAGAAGGAUGAGGACCACGCCUUCCGCAAGAUCAAGCUCCGAAUCGACGAGGUUCAGGGCAAGAACUGCCUGACCAACUUCCACGGUCUCGACUUCACAUCCGACAAGCUCCGGUCGCUCGUCCGCAAGUGGCAAUCCCUGAUCGAGGCCAACGUCACGGUCAAGACCACCGACGACUACCUCCUCCGCCUGUUCGCCAUUGCUUUCACCAAGCGCCGACCCAACCAGAUCAAGAAGACCACCUACGCUGCUUCUUCCCAGAUCCGUGCCAUCCGACGAAAGAUGACCGAGAUCAUCACCCGUGAGGCCGGCAGCUGCACCCUGCAGCAGCUGACCAACAAGCUCAUCCCCGAGGUCAUCGGCCGUGAGAUCGAGAAGGCUACCCAGGGCAUCUACCCUCUCCAAAACGUCCACAUCCGCAAGGUUAAGCUGCUCAAGCAGCCCAAGUUCGACCUCGGUACCCUGAUGGCCCUUCACGGCGAGUCAACCACGGAUGAGCAGGGCCAGAAGGUUGAGCGGGAGUUCAAGGAGCGCGUUCUCGAGGAGGUGUAA
Messenger RNA from Diaporthe amygdali, 771 nucleotides. Its product is annotated as 40s ribosomal protein s3ae. The record is from RefSeq and is a predicted model, not a curated record. The transcript has 5 exons. Gene Ontology annotation, cellular component: cytosol; ribosome. Gene Ontology annotation, biological process: translation. Lineage: Eukaryota; Fungi; Ascomycota; Sordariomycetes; Diaporthales; Diaporthaceae. The coding region runs from base 1 to 771 and encodes 256 amino acids. Gene Ontology annotation, molecular function: structural constituent of ribosome.